AUGCAACCAGUUAUAAUGACUCCUGACGAUAACCUUAACGGUAUCGUUCAACGUCCUCCAGAAAUUUGUGUUGACUAUCUUUCUCAUGAGUGGAAUAAAGAGGAUGAUAUUUGGACUUCUUGGAGAGUUAUGUCAAAGCAGAAGAAAGAAAUCGCUAAUGGAAUCCGUCUAGAAAAUGCUUCUUGGAGAACUUGGGCGAAACAAAAGUAUAAACUAAAAACUGUAAACCCUGAAAAACUUAAUUGGCUUAAAGACAGUGAUGUAACUUGGUUAUAUGGCCCUUUACAUACUGCAUGGAAUUCUGCUCAUGAAAAAAGUUGUCAAAAAUCUCCAACAACCGAAGAUGAAUUAAAUUUAUUACCUUCUUCACCUCAUCAUAAAUCUUGUCUGAAAAAGAAAUCUAUUUCGGAAACUUUACGUCCUAGAGGUAGAUCUCAUUUGGUCUCUAGUAAUUCUGAUACUCAAUUAUAUAAACAAAUUCGUGAAAAAAAAGAUGAUGAUAGUGAUAUUAGCGAUUGUGAUUCCUUUUCUACUUGUUCUUCAAUAUCUGGUCCUUCCACUCCUUUAUCCGGUCCUACAAGAUCUUCUUUAUUACCUCCUGUCGCCGAAGAUAAUCCUGUUCAUCAUCAUCAUAUUCGCUUUAAUGACCAAGUUGAACAAUAUCCGGAAAUAAUACCACGUCCACAAGAUGGUCAUCCACAAGAUGAUCUUAAUCAUGACCAAUUUCCACAAAACGGUGAUGGAAUUGUG
Messenger RNA from Racocetra fulgida, 750 nucleotides. Lineage: Eukaryota; Fungi; Glomeromycota; Glomeromycetes; Diversisporales; Gigasporaceae. The record is from the annotation of a GenBank genome assembly.